AUGAAAAAGAAUAAAAAAGAUGAUGAAGAUAAAGAACAAGACAAGGAAGAAAAAGAAAAUUCAGGAAAAAAUGAAAAGAACAAGAAGCAAGAAAAACAAAAAGACAAAGUUGAAGAUGACAGUGAAGACAAAGAAGAAUAGAAAGAACCAUAAAAAGUAGAAAAAAAGGAAGAGGAAGAUGGCAGGCAACAAACUGUAUUUGGCCAUGGAAUGGAUGAAACUGGAAGAAUUUCAAAAGCAUCGUGA
Messenger RNA from Orycteropus afer afer, 246 nucleotides. Lineage: Eukaryota; Metazoa; Chordata; Mammalia; Tubulidentata; Orycteropodidae. The record is from RefSeq and is a predicted model, not a curated record.